Rhipicephalus sanguineus (brown dog tick) is the source of this 3621-nucleotide messenger RNA. RefSeq lists its product as uncharacterized. The coding region runs from base 1 to 3621 and encodes 1206 amino acids. NCBI's taxonomy places the organism in Eukaryota, Metazoa, Arthropoda, Arachnida, Ixodida, Ixodidae. Gene Ontology annotation, biological process: DNA integration. The transcript has 2 exons. Gene Ontology annotation, molecular function: nucleic acid binding. The record is from RefSeq and is a predicted model, not a curated record.
AUGAAGAGAGCCAACCUGCUAACGCUGUGUGGGGAGCAGACAUACGACACAGUCUGUGCCCUGAUUCAGCCACGCACUCCAGCAACCGUUGACUACGACGACAUCGUAGCAGCGCUACAAGAACACUAUGACCCAAGGCCAUCGGAGGUCUACUGUCGAGCCCGCUUCCAACGGCGAGACCAACUGGAAGGCGAAAAAGUGGCCGAAUACGUAGCGGCUCUCAAAAAGCUCGCUGCUGACUGCAAUUUCGGGACGUUGACCGCGACAACUUCAGCUACUGCGCAGGAGGGAGGAUCGACUGCCACACCUGCUAACACCACUAUGCUCCCCUUGGACGUUAUGUUGCGUGACCGUUUUGUGUGCGGACUGCGUGACGAAGGCCUACAACAACGCCUGUUCGCGGAGACGGGUCUCACCUUCUCCAAAGCCUACAACAUCGCCCAACGAGCGGAGAGCGCCGGUCACCAGCAGAGGGAUAUUCGACGGAACGUCGAGCCGGUGCAUCACACCAGUGAGCAGUCAGGUCAUUCCACGUCUAAGGCGAAAUCAAGCAAAAAGACACAGCGCUGUUGGCGAUGCGACGACAUGCACGAUCCCAGGUUUGAGGUGGAUUCCGGAGCAGCAUGUACGCUCAUCAGCGAGGACACUUUUCGCGCCACUUGGCGUGAGAACGCACCAGCUCUCCAGCAAGACGACACGCAGCUGAGAACGUGGUCCGGACAUUCUCUUCCACUACUGGGCUGUGCCAACGUAGACGUGUGCUACAACGGUCAGACCCAUCAGCUUCCCUUGCUGGUCGUUCACGGUUCCGGAUCAAGCCUUUUAGGACGAAAUUGGUUCACCCCUCUUGGAGUGGUCAUUGGCGGAGUUCACCACACACCCACCUAUCCGUCAGUGGAGGAGCUUCAACAGAAGUACAAAGCGGUUUUCUCCGAAGAAAUACCUGGAAACAACGGACCUCCAGUCACACUGGAGCUUCGGGAGGAUGCGACGCCGAAAUUUUUGAAAGCUAGGUCGGUGCCUUUCGCCCUACGAACGUCAGUCGAGAAUGAGCUUGACCGACUGCAGGAACAAGGGAUCAUCGAACCGACGCAACAUUCGGAAUGGGCUACACCACUCGUUGUCGUCCGAAAGAAGAACGGUACCCUACGCCUCUGCGGAGACUACCGGAGCACUGUCAACCUGGCGACAAAAGCAUCUUCCUACCCACUGCCGACACCGGAAGAGGUUUUUAGCACGCUUCGUGGUGGAAAAAUCUUCAGCACCCUGGACUUGACACAAGCCUACCAGCAGCUGAAGGUGAGCGAAUCAACGUCUGAACUGCUCACGAUAAACACCAUUAAGGGUCUCUACAAAGUUAAAAGGCUACCAUUCGGAAUAUCUGCUGCGCCAGCAAUCUUCCAGAAAUUUAUGGAGUCUACACUUAGCGGGAUCCCUGGCGUUUGCGUCUACUUGGACGAUGUUAUUGUCGGUGGCGCUUCCUAUGAAGAGCACACAGAACGCUUGGAGCUCAUUUUGGAAAAGCUAUCAAAUGCUAACUUGCGCAUCAGCAAAGAAAAAUGUGUUUUUGCGGUGCCUGAAGUGAAGUUUCUUGGACAUCAAAUUGACGCGCAGGGUAUCCAUCCCACUGAAGACAAAGUGCGAGCAAUUACUGAAGCACGAGCGCCUACUAACAAGCAAGAACUGCAGUCGUUCUUAGGGCUAUUAACGUUCUACGACCGUUUCCUAGAACAUCGAGCUACAGUGGCCAACGAUCUAUACCAGCUCCUGCAGAAAGAAGUCCCAUGGACUUGGUCGCCACGCCACCAAGAGUCAUUUGUUGCCCUUAAGCAACUACUUCGUAAGUCUACAGUUCUGCGACACUACGACGAAAGGAGACCCCUACUGCUAGCCUGUGACGCAUCACCAUACGGAGUAGGAGCAGUCCUCUCCCAAGCUGACGACCAGGGACGGGAAGCCCCGAUCGCUUUCGCAUCGCGCACCCUAUCGCAGGCAGAGAGGAAUUAUUCCCAGCUAGAUAAAGAGGGACUUGCUAUCGUCUACGCAGCAGAUCACUUUCGGCAGUACAUCACAGGCAGAAAAGUGACAUUCAUAACAGAUCACCGGCCCUUAUUGGGUAUUAUGGGUCCCCAGAAGCCAAUGCCACAGACUUUGUCGCCGCGAAUGACACGAUGGUGCAUCAAGAUGUCGUCGUACGAUUACGAACUCGUACAUCGCACUGGAAAGAAACACCAGAACGCCGACGCACUAAGCCGCCUGCCGCUAGACACCACAAUAGAUGAACCACCCCCGCCAGGUGAUAUACUCAUGUUCGAGGCGCUGCCGAACCCUCCGCUAACAGCUGACACGGUAGCAGCGUCAACGCAGGAGUGCACUGUCUUGAAGGAAGUCUACGCAGCUAUACAAGAAGGCAACGUGCAGAAGCUAAAGGGUGAACACUUCAACGCUUACCGCAAGCGAGCUGCGGAGUUGAGCACUCAUCGCGGUUGCGUCACCUUGGGAUCAAGAGUUGUAAUUCCGGCGGCACUUCGCGAACAGGCCAUGUCGCUUGUCCACGCAGGCCAUCGAGGCAUUGUUGCCAUGAAAAAGUGUGCCAGAAGUUACAUGUGGUGGCCUGGUAUCGACGGUGAUAUAGAAUCGACAGUUCAGGAUUGCCAGCCUUGCCAAUGCAACCACAGGAGUCCGCCAAGAGCCCCUAUUCCUGAAUGGGAAAGACCAGACGCGCCUUGGCACACCCUGCACAUUGAUUUUGCUGGACCUAUCGAAGGAUGCUCAUUCCUGGUGGUUGUAGACGCAUACACCAAGUGGCUUGAGGUAAAACAAAUGGCUACAACGACAUCGGCAGCAGUUAUCGACACUCUGCGGUCGUUGUUUGCAACGUUCGGUCUACCGCGCAAGGUGGUCUCGGACAACGGCACGCCGUUUGUGUCCACGGAGAUUCUCAAGUUCUACAGCGACAACGGCGUCUCGUCUGUUACAUCAGCUCCUUACCACCCGGCGACGAACGGACAAGCCGAGCGAUACGUGGCUGAGCUAAAGCGCGCCCUUACUAAAGAUCAGACUGGGACAAUGCAACGCCGCAUCGCGCGCUUCCUCUUCAGACAGCACAACACUGUUCAAAGCACUACUGAACAAACGCCAGCGAAAUUGAUGUUCGGACGAGAAAUGAGAACCCAGCUGACAGCAAUUGUCCCGGAGCCCUCGGCGAAAACACCGUCGGAGGAAGAAAAGCUCCCGCGUAGCAGGAGAAUUGAAAGUGGACAGCGCAUAUACGCCCGCCAGUUCCACAGAAAGCCCGGCUGGGUUGAAGCGACGGCACUCAAACGCAUAGGUUUGCGGUCAUGGCUCGUCGACAUCGGCGGAAAGGCCACACGCCGCCACCUUAAUCAGCUACGUCGUUCCGGUAAUUUGCCAAGGGAACCUCCCAUUCAAGCAGCCACCUCGACGGAAGCUUCGUCCCACUUAGCCUGGCAUCUCGCACCAGAUGAAUCGGCGCCGCCGCCCGCCGGCUCUGAACACAAGAGAAACGACACCCAGCGAGCGGAGGCUUCUCUUCCUAGUGCGUCCAGAGCGUCCACGCGCCCACGGCGGCCCCCAGAUCGCUUCCAAGCGAUAAUCUAA